Phoenix dactylifera (date palm) is the source of this 955-nucleotide messenger RNA. RefSeq names its product putative E3 ubiquitin-protein ligase XERICO. The record is from RefSeq and is a predicted model, not a curated record. Lineage: Eukaryota; Viridiplantae; Streptophyta; Magnoliopsida; Arecales; Arecaceae.
GAACCAGAGACGUACGCGUGGACGCCAAGUGAAAACAACCCUUCUUCCAUCCCCAGCCUCCUUCCACAUCUGUGGCAAAGAUAUCCCAAACUUGCCUCCCUUCCAUGCUCAUUAUUAAUAGUCCCACAUAGCCUUGUGUCAGUCUCCAGUGUUUUUGUUGGAUUGUACCACUUCUUGGAUAUCAAGAGAGAGAGAGAGAGGGAGAGGAGGAGGAGGAGGGAGAGAAAGAGGAGAUUAAAAGAUGGGGCUUUAUAGCAUGCCAAGCCCGGGAGAUGCUGGCCUCCCUUUUGCUCUAUUGGCUAAUGCUUUGCUUCCAAUAGUAGUGCUCAUGGGUGGGGUGAGAUGGGCGAUAUAUAAGGUGAUGGGCUUUGAGGAUGGUGAUGAUGGGCAAGAGGAGGAGACAGUGGAGCCAAGGAUGGUGAGCAGGGCAGGGGUUGGGGUUUAUGUGACCCGGUUUAAGUUUUUGAGGCAGAAGGAUAGUGGAGUUGGGGAUUGCUGUGUGUGUCUCCAUGGGUUUGAAGGGGAGGAAGAAGUGAGCGAGGUGUUGGCUUGCAGGCACCUCUUCCACAGACUCUGUUUGGAUAGAUGGUUGGGUCACUUCCACUCCACCUGCCCACUCUGUAGAUCUAUGCUUUAAGGUUGUCUCUCAACUUCAAUGUAUUUGUUCCCUUUCUUCUUUGUUUCCACAUUGCCUUUGGGUUAAAGAGAGGGAGGGAUUGAAGAGGGCUUUUAUUUUUGUUUUUGUUUUUAGCUCUCACUGAACUGUGGUUUGUUUUUCCCCUCUGUGUUGGGUUCGUAUGUAGUUGAGAAAAUGGAAUGGAUGUCGCGUUAUGUAUGUAUUUGCGAUGCUCAGCAUGACGCAAGAAUGAAUUUCCUCUCCUCUCAUUACAAUUGUUAUUCAUGUAAAUCGGAGAUGCACUCCAAAUAAUUAAAUUCCUCAUUUAAGUGUUGUAUA